CAUUUUUGUUGUUGCAAGUCAGCACAAGCCGGAACCGUAGUCGGAAGCCACUAAGUUUGUAAUUCUAAAUAAAAAUUAUCACCCAGGAGGCCGCCGGUGAGCGCGUCUUCGAUUACGAAGAGGGUGCUGGGCGGUUCUUGAGAGUCUUGAGGCAUGUACGCAAGCAGUACGCCAGGGACACCGCAGCAAGUGGGCACACCGGGAGGCACCACUGCCCACUACCUGCCCAGCUUCCUGACGGGCCCACAGACUGAUGCACGGAGCCCCGCCUCAGACCGGCUCGCUACCUCAAGCCUACACACCGAUGGGACGCCUCGGCCACAGCAGGCGACACCACUGUCUGGCCCGCCUACUCGGAGCCUGUUCGGUGAAACCAGCGUCCUCUCCUCGUCAAUGACACAAGACAGCUUCUGUCAAAGCCCCUCAAGUGUGCUGCACGAAUCCAACACGGCCAAUGUCUCUGGGCAGCUAGACACACUGUUCAGUCCCGGAGAUCAGACGUACUCCCCAGGCUACUCCGACGAAACUUGGGUUACUGUUUUUGGGUUUCCACCGUCUGCUAGUUCGUAUUUUCUGCAGCAGUUCUCUCAGUAUGGCACCAUUGUCAAGUACAAGGUGAGCUCUGAGGGCAACUGGAUGCAUCUGUGCUACCAAUCUCGACUGCAAGCCAAGAAGGCACUGAGCAAGAACGGCAAGGUUUUCGGAUCGCACACCAUGGUCGGCGUCAAGGCCUGUGGGCUGCCCGACCAGCCAGGCCAGGCGUCCUCGUCCAAGGAGAACACGGCUACCAUCGAGGCCCGGCCGCUCGUGCAGGCCUACCGAGCCUCGGCCAGCAGGCGCCAGGUGACGCUACCGGAGACGCCCACACCGCGCCGCGACACAACGGUGGCGUCGCGAGCGCUGGAGUAUCUCUUCGGGUGGUAGCGGCACCACCACCUUUGCCACGGCUGUUGCUCUUCACUGCUGGAAUUAAAGCGGCAACCUUUCCCAACUGGUUGCUUUUUAGUUUUUA
Molecule: messenger RNA, 1012 nt
Organism: Dermacentor andersoni
Lineage: Eukaryota; Metazoa; Arthropoda; Arachnida; Ixodida; Ixodidae
Product: FGFR1 oncogene partner 2 homolog
Biological process (GO): NLS-bearing protein import into nucleus; nuclear pore organization
Cellular component (GO): nuclear pore nuclear basket; nuclear pore central transport channel
Molecular function (GO): structural constituent of nuclear pore; nucleic acid binding; phospholipid binding
Source: RefSeq, a predicted model, not a curated record